AAUAUUAAUGGCGGAAUUAUAAAAAAACACCGAAGGUUCAUCUAGCCGGUUGCGCUGUUCGAGACAUAUUUGUUGGUUAAGCGAAUAGCUUGUUGUGAAAUAAAUGCUUUAAUAUUUUUGUUCCUAGCUACAGUAGUAAUUGACGUGCUAAUUCCCGCUUGGAAAGCCGUUUUGAUUGCUGAUUUAUUAGCAAACUGACCUACCUAGUAAGGCGUUGGUUGGCUAGUAUAGUUUAAGUUAGUUCCAAGGUAACGUUAGGUACCUAGCUAAUGAUAGCUGUCUAACUUCAUACACAAUUUUGGCAGAAAUGGCAGACAACAAUACAGAACAAGCAGCUGAAAUGAAGCAGGACAAUCAUGCGUCCAGUGGGAGUACAGACCAAGAGAAAGAACUGGCAGUUAACGCGUUUGAUGCUUUUUCGUCUGGAAACUACGACGACUCGGUGAAGCACCUCGAAGCCCUACAAGAGUUAAACAAGGAAGAUUAUAAAAUAGCAAUGAACAAGGCCAUAGGAGAAUUUUACAAAAGCGGCCAAACAACCACGGACACCUUAAAACAGACACUCCUAGCAAUGAAAAACCAGGUUCAUACAGCUGUUGAAGACAUUGAUGGUUUGGAUGAUGUUGAAAACAGCAUCCUUUACUACAAUCAAGCGAUCGUACACUACCACCUGAGGCAAUACUCAGAGGCAAUUGUGAUUGGAGAAAAGCUAUACCAGUUCUUGGAACCUUUUGAAGAGAAGUUUGCUCAGGCAGUGUGCCUCCUGCUGGUGGAUCUGUAUCUGCUCACCUUCCAGCCGGAAAAGGCUCUCCAUCUUCUGGCUGUGCUGGAGAAACUCACCGUUCAGGGGAACAACAAGAAUGGCAAGACGGAGGCUGCAAACAGCAGUAACAAAGAUGGUGGCAACCAGAAGGCUGACUGCACAGCUGUGAUUGAAGCUGCAAAGUCAAAAAUGCAUCAGUAUAAAGUCCGAGCCUACAUCCAGAUGAAGUCACUGAAGGCGUGUAAGAGGGAGAUCAAGUCUGUGAUGAACACAGCAGGAACUUCCGCUCCGUCCCUCUUCCUGAAGAGUAACUUUGAAUAUCUCAGAGGAAACUACAGGAAAGCUGUGAAACUGUUAAACAGCUCCAACAUCGCAGAGCACCCUGGAGCUCUGAAGACAGGGGAAUGUGUUCGCUGUAUGUUUUGGAACAACCUGGGCUGCAUACACUUUGCGAUGGGGAAGCACAAUCUGGGCAUUUUCUACUUUAAGAAGGCUCUGCAGGAAAAUGACCACACGUGUGCACAGAUCGGGCACGGUGGCAAUGGCCAGACAAAGUCAUUCUCUGGCGUCCCCAUGUGUGCCCUCUUGGCUAACAAGCGCUAUGAGCUGCUCUAUAACUGCGGGAUCCAGCUGCUGCAUCUAGGGCGCCCCCUGGCGGCAUUCGAGUGCCUGAUGGAGGCUGUGCAGGUGUACCACUCGAACCCGCGCCUGUGGCUGAGGCUGGCAGAGUGCUGCAUCUCUGCCAAUAGGGGGAGCUCGGAGCAGGAGACCAAAGGUCUGCCCAGUAAAAAGGGCAUAGUCCAGUCCAUCGUGGGUCAAGGCUACCAUCGCAAGAUUGUCCUGGCCUCUCAGUCCACACAGAACACAGUGUACAGUGACGGGCAGUCUGCGGCCAUCCCUGUGGCCAGUAUGGAGUUUGCUGCCAUCUGCCUGCGGAACGCGCUGCUCCUCUUGCCGGAGCUGCAGCAGGAGGCGAAGAGCGACUCCGGCUCCAAGAGCUCCAGCCUGUCCGGCAGCACGGAGAGCGGCAGCGAGAACAGCGAGGCCUGCAGUGGGAAAGGCUCUGACGGGGACAAGCUGAUUCCUGCCGCCCCUUCCUCCCCCCUCAGGAAGCAGGAAGUGGACAACCUGAGGUGCUCUAUCCUGGCCUGUAGUGCUUACGUAGCCCUGGCACUGGGAGACAACCUGAUGGCCCUCAACCACGCAGAGAAACUCCUUCACCAAAGCAAACUGUCCGGGUCCCUUAAGUUCCUGGGGCACCUGUACGCUGCCGAGGCGCUGAUCUCUCUGGACCGGAUCUCAGAUGCCAUCGCACACCUGAACCCAGAGAACGUGAGCGACGUGUCCCUGGGGGUGUCAUCCAGCGAGCUGGACCCAGGGUCUGACAAAGGGGACCUGGAGCCAGUGGAGUCCUCGGGGAAGCCGACCCCCGUGUGUUACCCCAGCACGGUGAGCUCUGCCCGCGCCAUGAUGCUGUUUAACCUGGGCAGUGCCUACUGCCUGAGGAGCGAGUACGAGAAGGCCCGCAAGUGUCUGCACCAGGCUGCUUCCAUGGUUCAGACGAAGGAAAUCCCCCCUGAAGCCAUAUUGCUGGGUGUGUACCUGGAGCUGCAGAACGGAAACACACCCUUAGCCCUGCAGAUCAUAAAGAGGAAUCAGCUCCUCCCCUGGGGAAAGUCGUCGUCUCCUGACGUGCGGAAGAAACCAGCCGCCUUCCAGCCCGUGCAGCCCAUCCAGAUGCCCUCGUCCUUCACGCAGGUUCAACGGAAAUGAUCCUGGACCAGCUCUCCCAACGACCAGUCCAGACCUCAGACAGGAUGUGUUGAAGGUGGAUACUGAUUCAGGAUCAGAGCUCCAUGGAAACAUUUAGCCAAACGCCACCAGUGUCCAGUGGCACCUUUUCCUCACACGUCACUUAACACCCAUCCCACUAAAAAGACAGAGAGGUUCUUCAGUGACCUCAGCUGCAUGGCAGAGGAUUGUGGUUUUUUCUUUGUUUUAAAUCCGGAAAAUUCCAGGAGGAGCAGGCCUUGCUCCUCCCACAGAUUGUAGUACUCCCCUCUCCCUGAGCUUUCUGGUGACUCAAAAUCAAAAAUAAAAAUUUAUUUACACAUAA
Anguilla anguilla (European eel) is the source of this 2879-nucleotide messenger RNA. RefSeq names its product CCR4-NOT transcription complex, subunit 10 (gene cnot10). The coding region runs from base 308 to 2536 and encodes 742 amino acids. Gene Ontology annotation, cellular component: CCR4-NOT complex. Lineage: Eukaryota; Metazoa; Chordata; Actinopteri; Anguilliformes; Anguillidae. The record is from RefSeq and is a predicted model, not a curated record. Gene Ontology annotation, molecular function: protein binding. The transcript has 19 exons. Gene Ontology annotation, biological process: negative regulation of translation; mRNA catabolic process.